AUGACCAAAAACCUCUUUUCCGUACCCAUCUUCUUCAUCGUCUUCCGGGAGACCCUCGAGGCCGCCAUCAUCAUCUCCGUGCUUUUGGGCCUCGCCGAACAGAUCAUUCACGACGAUCGGCGACCUAUCGUAGCGGCAGAGGCGAAUUCUGAGGAGAAUAGCUCUGGAAAUGAUUCGGAUAACGUCGUUAAGCGUCGUAGACUCAUCCGGAAGCUGCGAAUCCAGAUCUUCCUUGGUGCUGGAAUUGGACUUUUCAUUGCAUUUGCAAUCGGCGCUGCAUUCAUUGCUGUGUGGUUCACUAGAGCGUCAGACCUAUGGCAAAAAGCUGAAAAGCUAUGGGAAGGUAUCUUUCAGCUCAUCGCGUCCUUGAUGAUAUUCGUUAUGGGGAUAACCAUGCUCAAAAUGGAUCGAGCGAAAGCCAAGUGGCGUAUCAAGCUCCAAAAAGCAUUUGACGGUUCCAACGAGCGAGGAAGCGGUGCGACAGGGAAAUGGGCCUUUUUCGUUUUGCCUCUGAUCACGGUAUUACGUGAAGGUAUGGAAGCUGUGGUCUUCGUCGGAGGUGUCUCCCUCGGCCAAGCGGCAACAUCCAUCCCCAUCGCUGCUAUUGUUGGUCUUGUCUGUGGUCUCAUCUGCGGAUUCCUCAUCUAUCAAUUCGCAAGUCGGACGACCCUGACUAUCUUCCUCAUCGUGAUGACCAACUUCAUCUUGCUGAUCGGUGCUGGCCUUUUCUCCCGCGCGGUCGGCUCGUUUGAAGAUAACGCGUUCAAUCACCUCCUUGGGACGUCCGUGGAUGAUGCCGGAGGUAGCGGACCCGGCUCGUAUCGGGUGCAAGGGAAUGUAUGGCACCUCGACUGCUGUAACCCGAAUGACUACGAGAAGGGCCAAGGCUGGCUGGUCUUCAAUGCUAUCUUUGGAUGGUCCAACAAUGGUUCUUUGGGGACGGUGCUCUCGUAUGUGUUUUAUUGGAUUGCGGUAAUAGUCUCAUUGGUAUAUCUGAAAUGGAAAGAGGGACGGGUCAAGGUUUUGGGCGUCGAGUCUGCUGCCGGUUUGCGUCGACGUAUCAGACGAGAGGCGAAGCAAGAAGACUCGGUAACGAAUGAACAGAAGGAUGAGGCUGUUGUAGAGACGUACGCUCUACCGAAGUAA
Messenger RNA from Desarmillaria tabescens, 1146 nucleotides. Its product is annotated as Ftr1 protein. The transcript is spliced from 10 exons. Gene Ontology annotation, biological process: iron ion transmembrane transport. Gene Ontology annotation, molecular function: ferrous iron transmembrane transporter activity. Lineage: Eukaryota; Fungi; Basidiomycota; Agaricomycetes; Agaricales; Physalacriaceae. Gene Ontology annotation, cellular component: plasma membrane; high-affinity iron permease complex. Bases 1 to 1146 code for a protein of 381 amino acids. The record is from RefSeq and is a predicted model, not a curated record.